Messenger RNA from Megalobrama amblycephala (Wuchang bream), 2577 nucleotides. RefSeq lists its product as uncharacterized. Lineage: Eukaryota; Metazoa; Chordata; Actinopteri; Cypriniformes; Xenocyprididae. The transcript has 6 exons. The record is from RefSeq and is a predicted model, not a curated record. The coding region runs from base 534 to 1283 and encodes 249 amino acids.
UAUUCCAGAAAGCUUGGUUAACUUACCAUUUGAUAAACUAUAACCUCUGGGUUGAUUUACCCCAAACAGGCAUACCAUGAGUAUGUCGGUUCCAAAACACCUGAGAAGAGUUAGUUUAAUCAACCUCUGACUGGUUACCCAGAGUUAAUGCGCGUGCACGGUGCAUGUAUAAAGACAUUUUCAAUGGAUCGCCGAUUUCACGAGUCACCAUGGAAACUCAAAGCGAAAAAAAGAGAGCGGCGUAUUUCACAGAGGCGGAGUUGGAAGUUUUAAUGCAUGCUUAUGAGGAGUUUAAGCCAAUAAUAUUAAAAAGAAGCAAUACAGCUGCAUCGGCUAAAGCAAGAGAGUUGGCUUGGCAAAAAAUAACGGACAGAGUAAAUGCGUGAGUGUAUUAAAUUACAAAUUUGGUAUUGGCUCCCGUUUUAUUGAAAUGCAAAAUAAUGAAGUAUGACUUAUACAUCCUUUUGAAUAUGUUAAAUCACUAUGAAAGCAUUUACUUUUCCUGCCAUUUAUUUCUUUAGCUUGAAAUAAUAAUGUAUAUUUCUUAUUUAAUAAGGUGUAAUCCUUCUGGAGCCACAAGAACUUUAAGCCAAGUCAAAAUGAAACACAAAAACAUUCUGCAAAAAGCUAACAGAAAGAAGACUGAAGCCCGUCUAACUGGCGGGGGGCCACCACCACCUCCCCUCACCCCAUCUGAGGAGCUGGCUCUGUCCCUUAAUAAAGGGCGACCAGUGGUUGCUGGCAUUCCAGGGGGCAGUUCAUCACACAUACUAUGCACCACAAGUGAUGGUGAAAAAAGGGUGAAAUAUACUGAUGGACGGAUUGUAUUAUUGGACUCUCCAGAAAGAACACAGUCUGUCACAGUUGAUGAAGAUGAUGAUGACGAUGAAGAGACCACAUCUGCUGUGACAGAAGUGGACAAUGCUGGUAGAUCCACUGAGUACAUACCUAGGGAUUUGCCCACAGAUGAGGGUCCUUCAGCCUCAGCACACAAUCUAAGCAGGUUGCCAGCAAAGGAGCUGUAUAAGGUCCAUCUUCAAAAACAAAUAAGAAAAAGUGACAUGGAGAUGGACCUUAUACAGCUGCAAAUGGAAGAGAAAAGGCUCCUCAUUAAAAAAGCAGCACUUGAAAUAGAAUUACUUGAGAAUCGCCUUAAGGUGAGAACUUGUCUGAAUAUUAAUCUGUUGCAUGUUAAAAGUGGUCUGUCUGUGUCUGUCUCUAUCUAUCUAUCUAUCUGCUAUCUGUAUGUAUGUAUGUAUGUAUGUGUGUGUAAAGCAAUAUAAAAAAAAAACAUGUUAAUGAAUUUUACUUUUAUUUUUUCAGGAAAUGAAGAAAUAAACUGCCUGGCAGACCAGUGCAAAAAAAACUAAUAAAAGUAAUUUUGACAAAUCCUGUCUCUCAAAAGUCUUCCGUCUCUGUUGGCCUCUAAAAUCUGUCGGUGUUCCUCUGGGCCAUCUUCCUCAAUACAAGAAGGGUGGCUCUCUCCUCUUAUAGUGGCAAUAUUGUGAAGCACAACACAAGCCACAAUAAUGUCGCAUGCCCUCUCUGGACUAACCCGGAGCCCACGCAGACACUGAAACCGAGAUUUGAGGAUCCCUAUAGUCAUCUCCACCUUGGCCCGUGUUCGGCUGUGAGCCAGGUUAAACCGUGUCUGUGGUCCAGGCUCAGGUUCAGGGUAGGGUGUCAUUAAAUAGGGCAGACAAGGGUAUCCUCUGUCCCCCAGCAAGUAACCAUUGUACUGUCCUGUAAUGAUUGAAGUGUACAACACAAAUAUAGUAAAAACGAAAAAACAAAAAUUGUAUAAAGCAAAUCAUACCCUGCUGAAAUGUCUGGCAUAAUGAUGACUCGCGGAAAAUUCUGGCAUCAUGCACAGAUCCUGGCCAUUUUGCCUCGACAUUGGUGAUGAUUUGGGUUGCCUCACAUAUUACCUAUAGUUAGUGGAAAAAGUAAUGACUUUGAUGAUUUUAAGAAGGGGAAAAAAUUAAGUUGUUACCUGCACAUUGAUACUAUGAAUAGAUUUCCUAUUAACAUAGUCUCCCUCAUUUAUUGAUGGAGCUUUAAUAGGAAUGUGAGUGCCAUCAAUGCACCCAAUUACAUUUGGAAACCCUGAAACAGAAAGUUAUGGAAGUAUGAAGUGUGUGCAUAAUGAAUACAUGUAUAGAUAUUAAUAAUAUGACUAAAUAUUAAAUAUGCGUCAUAUAUUUUACUACAAAGGACAAACCUGCCACUCUGUGGAAUUCGUCUUUAAUAACAAGCAGAGGUUUAUGGCCAGGGAACUGUACAAACGUGGGUAACAACUGUUUAAGUGCCAGACACACUGUACGAAUGGCUCUACACACAGUUGCCUUUCCCACAUGCUCUGAAUCGCCCACACUGUACAAAAAAUGGCCAGACGCAAAAAACCUAAGUGCUAUGCACAGAAUGUUUUCUGUGCUAAGCGCAGAGCCGCGGUUUGUCACAUUUGCAAUAUGCGGUUUUAAAAGACGUGUUAAAUAAACUAAUGAAUCUUUUGAAAAACGAUAACGCUCUUUUAAAUAUUCAUUAGGGUAUGCAAACACAUCAAUACGCGGUCUUAUA